AUGAGUCGUCGUCGUUGUGGAGUCACCUACAAUGUGAAUCAAACGGGUAUUGGUCGUAUUAUUUUUAACGAGGAUCGCUCUAAAUUCCAGGGAUUACUGGUGAACGAUGAUGGCGAAUGUAUAUCGUUUAAUGGUAGUGCAAUCCCUGGAACUGAUGAUCCGACAACGAGUCUGAUGAAUAUUACUGUUAUCGAUGGCGAGACUGGCGACCAGUUUGGGAUCCACGGUGUUGCCGUUAAUUUCGCACCGAACCCGAACCCGAUAUCGUCCAAUUUCUUUGUCACCAUCAACUCUCAACACAUCAAGUUCACCACCACCGAUGUUCUCUUCGGCAAUCGGGCAGAUGUCGAAAUCCGUAAGUUUAUGGACCCGAGAAAGGUGGAAUGCGGAAGUAAGGUGCAUUUGGGUGAGAUGAGCAUCCAUCUGACAGCCAACCACCGAAUCAAACCGUCGAUACGUCGUGAGAGUGUUUGUGACAACUGCAAUUCAGCCAUUCUCGAGAUGUCUGAUGACUUUCUCGCAUGA
Anisakis simplex (herring worm) is the source of this 525-nucleotide messenger RNA. NCBI's taxonomy places the organism in Eukaryota, Metazoa, Nematoda, Chromadorea, Rhabditida, Anisakidae. The record is from the annotation of a GenBank genome assembly.